GACGCCGUGACGCCAGGCCGGUGUGUGUCCGUCUGUGUGUGUGUGAGUGUGCGCGCUCUGCGUGUUUGUAUGUGUGUCCGCCCGGCAGGUCCCGGAUGUUGCGGACAGUAUGAGGUGAGCGCACGGGGACAGGGACCAGCAGCUGUCGCGGCCGCUCUCAGAUGGGGGAGACUGAAGCAAAAAGAGAUAAAGUCAUCUGCCCUGGAUCACACAAGUCUUUGACAGAGUUGGGAAGACGUUAUAGAUGUUCUGAAUUCCGGUUCCUCACUAUAACUUCUACACUGUGGUUCCUCCAUGUAAAUUCUUGACGAGCCUUGCUGCCCAGGCUACUUCUAUAAAACUGUAUUAUUCUUGGAUUGGAAGUGAAAAGUAACCUGAAGAAGAUUACCCAGACUUCUCUGUUCUCUGAGUUUCAGAAUCCAGGCCUACUAGGAAAUAGCUGCAAGCUGGAAAAAACCCUCAUAGGUACUGACAUAUGCAGGGUGAAGACUAAAUAGAAAGGUGGUUUUUUUUCUUCUGAACUGGGAAAUCGAGUUUAACCUUCAAACUGGCGAUGUCAAGGGUGCCGAGUCCUCCUCCUCCGGCAGAAAUGUCGAGUGGCCCUGUAGCUGAGAGCUGGUGCUACACACAGAUCAAGGUAGUGAAAUUCUCCUACAUGUGGACCAUCAAUAACUUUAGCUUCUGUCGGGAAGAAAUGGGUGAGGUCAUUAAAAGUUCAACCUUUUCAUCAGGAGCCAAUGAUAAACUAAAAUGGUGUUUGCGGGUGAAUCCAAAGGGGCUAGAUGAAGAAAGCAAAGAUUACUUGUCACUUUACCUGUUAUUGGUCAGCUGUCCAAAGAGUGAAGUCAGGGCAAAGUUCAAAUUCUCUAUCCUGAAUGCCAAGGGGGAAGAAACGAAGGCAAUGGAGAGCCAGAGAGCAUAUCGGUUUGUACAAGGCAAGGACUGGGGAUUCAAGAAGUUCAUCCGUAGAGAUUUUCUUUUGGAUGAGGCCAAUGGUCUCCUUCCUGAUGAUAAACUCACACUCUUUUGUGAGGUGAGUGUGGUGCAGGAUUCAGUCAACAUUUCUGGCCAGAAUACCAUGAAUAUGGUGAAAGUCCCUGAAUGCCGGUUGGCAGAUGAGUUGGGAGGACUCUGGGAAAAUUCCCGCUUCACAGAUUGCUGCUUGUGUGUUGCUGGCCAAGAGUUUCAAGCUCACAAAGCUAUCUUAGCAGCCCGUUCUCCUGUGUUCAGCGCCAUGUUUGAGCACGAGAUGGAAGAGAGCAAAAAGAACCGAGUGGAAAUCAAUGAUGUGGAGCCAGAAGUUUUUAAGGAAAUGAUGUGCUUCAUUUACACUGGCAAGGCCCCCAACCUAGACAAAAUGGCUGAUGAUCUUCUGGCAGCUGCAGACAAGUAUGCCCUGGAGCGUUUAAAGGUCAUGUGUGAAGACGCACUCUGCAGUAGCCUGUCUGUGGAGAACGCAGCAGAGAUUCUUAUCCUGGCUGACCUGCACAGCGCAGAUCAGCUGAAAACGCAGGCAGUGGAUUUCAUCAACUAUCAUGCUUCAGAUGUCAUGGAGACCUCUGGAUGGAAGUCCAUGGUGGUUUCACACCCCCAUUUGGUGGCCGAGGCGUACCGCUCCCUGGCUUCAGCACAGUGCCCUUUCUUGGGCCCCCCACGAAAGCGCCUGAAGCAGUCCUAAGGCCCCUGCUUGUUGCAGGACCCAAUUUUUUUGCCCAGAAGCAGCAGCAGCACGUUUGCUGUCCUUGACCACUACGUAGAGACAGCUCAGUCUGUGGAGCUUUUACUCUAUUAUGGGGGAAAAGACUGUUUCCUGACAACCCUGACUUUUAAAAACAGCACCAAGUAACUUGAGGGGACAUAGGGGGAGGGGAGGGCCUGGGGCUCGGGGCAGUUCAUCCUAACGAAAACCCUGUUGCUGCAUUGUCUGUGUGUUCCCUUCAGCUUGGACAAGCCGAUCCUCCAGGGAUUUGGUUUAGGUGCUGACACCCCACAAAGACAUCCGGAAGGUGGUACUAGGGUAUAACCCAUCUCUGCACCUGACCGCACAGAACAGAACAGAUCAAAUCGUCAGGUGCCUGGAGUAAAAAACAAACAAAAAAGGACGCUUAGUUUUUAAGAGGAAGGGAAAGAGAAAAGGAAGAGGAGGAAAGAACUUUUGAUGGAAUUUCUCAAAAGGACGUUUCUGGAGGAUUCCAGUAGUAUUUAUGUUGAGAGAAAGAAACUUGAGCCCUUUCAGCUGUGCUAAAAACUGGGACGUUUACAAAAAACGCCUAACCAUCGUACAGCGACCAGAAGAACAGUUCUCUCUUGUUAUUAGCACUUAUAUGUUGUUUGCAAAAAACUCCGGAAAACACCCUUUAUCAUUCUGUGGGGGAAGAGACACGUGAAGGUGAGAGGCCGAAAGGAGGCCCUCUGGUCUGGGAAACAAGAACUCGGACAUGGCGCCCUUUGCAAAGAGUCUUUAUUGGUUUUGAAGAACUGGGGGAAAACAAUCCUUCAUCCCUUUCUUGUACUUUCUUGACAAGAACUGUGGUUCUCUGUUUUUAGAUAUUGUGGAAAAUGUUUUUUGGCAUUUUUCUCUCAUUUUAUUUCUCCCUCCUCCUUCUCCCCAGCCCCCUUUUUUAAAAGGGUCGGGGGGAAAGAACUAACACAUUGUUAGUAGUUCACUAACACUGCGUGGGGAAAACAACACUGAAAACACUAACACAGUGUUAAUUGUUCACUAACACUGCGUGGAAUAAAACACUAAAAACACUAACACGCAGUGUUGUUCACUAACACUGUGUGGGAAGAAACCCCACUAAAAACACUAAUAUGCCGUGUUAGUUGUUCACUAAUACUGCAUGAAAAAUUCCUGGUCCUGAAAUGCUCAGUUCUUUGUACCUGACUUGCCGCCUGCAUAGGAGCCAGUCCUGUUCUGUUCCUUUCCUGCCUCCCAUGGGGAGAACUUCCAAAUGGUCAUUUUUUUUCCUUUUUGAAAAUAUAAAUAAUUACUAUUU
Dromiciops gliroides (monito del monte) is the source of this 2999-nucleotide messenger RNA. RefSeq names its product speckle type BTB/POZ protein (gene SPOP). Gene Ontology annotation, molecular function: ubiquitin protein ligase binding. NCBI's taxonomy places the organism in Eukaryota, Metazoa, Chordata, Mammalia, Microbiotheria, Microbiotheriidae. The transcript has 12 exons. Gene Ontology annotation, biological process: proteasome-mediated ubiquitin-dependent protein catabolic process; regulation of proteolysis. Gene Ontology annotation, cellular component: nucleus; cytoplasm. The coding region runs from base 554 to 1678 and encodes 374 amino acids. The record is from RefSeq and is a predicted model, not a curated record.